AUCCUUUCUUUGCUUGGAUUGCGUUCUAAAAACACAAGUAAAAUUAAGGAAUUGUUAUGACUCAUUCAACAUGUUCUGUUGAAGGAGAACAUCAGAAAAGUUGAGCACUUUAAUAAAAUUUUAAAUGACACCCUUCAAAGUGCACAUGCUACCUUGCAAUCAGAAAGAGAGAGAGAGAGGAAUGUCAAGAAUCAGGGAGUGCUAAGAGUUGGCUGCUUUUACUGUAAUUUGACUUUGGAGGCUUUUUGUUCAUUGGGUGAGGUGAGCAUAGCAUAUUCGCUUGCUGUUUACCAUAGUAGAGAGUGGGCCUCUGGGAGACAAACCUCCAUCUGCACAGCUGGCAUUUCACUAGGACCACCAUGAGGAGUUUGCUAUUUCAAGGACUAGGAAGUAUCUUUUAUUUUCACAACUAGGUCAUUACCACAUCAUUCAGACCUGCCCUCCAAGAUAGGGAGAAAAUCCCCCAAGAUAGUUGAGAGAUGAAGGGCAAUAGCAAAUUGUAUACUGCCUUCUUCUCUUAAUGCUCAACAACGUUCAGUGUGCAUAGAGGAAUAUUCUCCUAAGAAAGCCAUUUGUGAGCCCUUUGACUGGAACUAUUUUCCAUGUUCUUUGCCUUCUCCUUGUUGUAUUUAUGCCCCAGGAUCUUUCUUUGUUGCCAUGCACAGUCCUGUUGCACUCACAUUGUUGUGCGAUCAUUAUUUCUUGAAUGUAUUUUCUCAUAUGUGUCCUAAAGUCAGAAGAUGCAAACGGUCAGUUGGAGGAACUGAGAGCCUGGAGGUCCAAUAAACGUGCACUGGAAGGUAUGUUGUCUGUUGGGGAGAAAUCCCCAUAUGGUGGCAAUGACUUUGCAUUGGGAAGGGAAAGAAUGCCUUCUUGCCUUCACACUAGUUGCCCUUUUCCUGUCACCCCAAAACCAAGUCUCAGGUCAUAUGCACAUGCACAAAAUAACCAUUUUUUUUUUACAGCAAGGAAAAAGGCCGUGGAAGACAUUCGUAAUGAUUUGGGUUCUAUUAAAGCAAUCAGGGAAGAAACAGCCAAAAGGCUGAAGGAGAGAAGAGACGUCCUUGAUGAAUUCUAUGAAGAAAGAAAAAUGGCUACAGCAAAGAAUCUGGAUAUGACAAACUGUGAACUAGUGGCAAUGAAGAAUCAGAUGGCAACUGCAGAGGAAAAUCUGAAAAAAGCUACAAGGGACAUAGACAAGUGCAAACAGGAAAUUGAACAAACACGAGAACAGCUGCAGAAGGCAGAACUCACCUUCACACACCAGGUCGCAGUUUAUGAGCGUAAUGCUGCGGAAAACUGGAUCAAGACUCAGAUCUGGGAGACGAAAAUGGCGGGACAGAGCCGGGAGAUCGCCCGCUUGAAAUACAGACUGGAUGGGAUGGAAGGAGAGAGGCUGGUUGAGGCAUACAGGAGGUGGAGACCAAUGCCUGGAGGUCCAGAGAUGCAGAACGCUCCGAGGAGAGAGCCUUCAGCCGAAGUUGGUGUCACUCCCAUGAGUCACAACUACAAGCAGUCUACCAACAAUGCCGAGAAGGACAAGGGCAGUGUGGAUCCGUGGCGACCUCCUCCAUCAACUGGAAGAUUCUGCACACCCUACCCUAGAGGCCACCGUAUGAUCUCCUGUGCACAUCCACCUCCUGUGCCAGGUUCGGGACCAUCCCGAAACCCUCCACCUGCACCACUUGGGCCUUUUUCAGAUCCACAUGUUGCUCCUGUGAGUAACAACAACACUGACUCUACCAAAAGGAUCACGGAGGACAAGGCCAUUAUGAAUGCAAGAGGGCCUGGUCCUUCCCCAGGAUCGCCUUGCAGGCUGUCCCCCAUGGACCACCCUUCACCACCAGUCACGGGCGAUGGGCCACCUCCGCCUCCUCCACCAGCUCCUCCACGAACUAAAUUUGGUUUGCGUCUCCGAAAGUUCCCUCGCAAUCUCCUGAGGUUUUGCCUGUGUUCCUGCUGUGUCAGCUCUAACACCAGCUCUCGGCGGUCAUCUCAGAGCCUCAGGAGAAUGCGAAAUUUGAAGAGGACCCUGAACUAUGACCAACAGGCUGUGGUGAUGUGAUAUAUUUAGAAAAGUUGUCUGAUAUGCGUAUUUGACUGAAUUCUUUCCCUGACCAUUCCUGUCCCCUCUAUUUUGUUUUUCCUCGUUUCCCUUAAUAAACCCAUCACAGUUCUGUA
Messenger RNA from Felis catus (domestic cat), 2181 nucleotides. Its product is annotated as transport and Golgi organization protein 1 homolog. Bases 707 to 2065 code for a protein of 452 amino acids. Lineage: Eukaryota; Metazoa; Chordata; Mammalia; Carnivora; Felidae. The transcript is spliced from 12 exons. The record is from RefSeq and is a predicted model, not a curated record.